Molecule: messenger RNA, 2959 nt
Organism: Brassica napus (rape)
Lineage: Eukaryota; Viridiplantae; Streptophyta; Magnoliopsida; Brassicales; Brassicaceae
Exons: 3
Coding region: 1272-2009 (245 amino acids)
Source: RefSeq, a predicted model, not a curated record
CCAACCUUUCCUUUACCUUUAGCUUCCACAAUCUUCUCCAAGAUUUCAUCAUUGAUUUUCUCAUCAACAAUCACCACUUCAUCAUCUAAGGUAUUGAAUGUUAUGAGUGGAACAACGAAAACGCAUGGCGGAACAGAAAUCAUGGUACCAUUCAUCUCUAAUAACUAUACAAAACACAUGAUGUGGUUUAAAAGUAAAAAAUAAUAAUAAAAAAAGAAACAGGAAGUGCGUUUCAGAAUACGCACGUGAACCACAGAAGUAGCAAAGUAGGUGUGGUUUGUUAAGUGGUUGAGUGGUUAAGUAGCAAAGCACGUGAAACACAUAAUUUUUUUUUAUUCUUUCAGAAAUUUUGUUCGUGUAUAAAUAGAUAUGAAAGAGGAAAAUUUUGCAGACACAACUUCAAAGCAACGAGCAAAGGUAUGGCAAUAUAUCUGGGGUUUUCUUUAUUUCAGUUUAUUUUUUUUAUUUAAUUUCAUUAACAAUUUUUUGUCAUUUCAUUUUUUUUUGCAGGUGCACCUUGAAAUCACAUUUGAAUUUUGGAAAGGUACACCCAUGAAUCUUUAGUUUAUAAAUAUUAAUAAUUAAGUUUAAAAUAUAUAUUUUAAUCUUAUUUUCAUAUAUGAAACAAAAAACUGUUAUUUUAAAAAUAUAAUAAUACAAUAUAAACUACUAUAUAUUUAUUUAUCAAAACUUAAUUAUUUAAGUUAAAUUAUUAUAGAAAAUUUUUAAUUGCGUAAAAUAUAUUAAUGUUAAUUUUCUAGUUGGUGGUUGUUUUCUCAAAGUGUUUUUUAAAACAUUUAUAUUAAGUUCAUCAAGUUCUACUUGGAAGCAAUUGAAUUGCUUACACCAUUUCAAGUUUGUGUGUAUGAAUUUUUUUUUCAUUUCAAAUUUUUCUUUUUACAUUUCAUUUUCAUUAACUUAUAAAUAUAUGCAAUAUACAUAAUAUAAAAUAAUAUAUAUGUAAAGAUUUAUUUAUUGAAGUUAAAAAUGUACGCACAAUUUUAGUUGUGUAGAAUAUAUAAUGCAAAUUAAUGAUAAUUUUUGUUAUUAAUUAUAUUUUUACUGUUUAACAAACCCUAGAUUUUUAUGUGUUAAGAGAACUAUAUAUGUUUAUGAGUUAAUUUAUCAUAAGAAGUAUUGUUAAAAACAUGAUAGUGUUUACAUAAAAAUAUUUUUUUUAUUGUAGAUAAUGCUUUAUAAGUAACCAUAUUGAAACACAUAAUUUAAAAAAAAUAAAAAAUAUAUAUAUAUAUAGAUUCUAAUAGUGUAGAAUGUCGUCUAGUCAUCGAUGCAGUGCAAGUUCUUCCAGACAAAGAGGCCGAAAUGUUUCUAAUGAAACUAGAACAAGAAGCACGGACAGAUUCAAAUGGACAUAUGAACAAGAAAAAAAACUCAUUGAAUUGUUUGAUCAUGCAAUCUCUAUGAACAAGUAUACUCUGAAAGAUCCUACGGCUCUUGGCAGAGAUUAUAUCGUUGAACAAUUCAAUCUUGCAUUUAACAUGAAUAUAACUUACGGGUUUUUCAAAAAUAAGCUCGACGAAUUCAAAAAAUCAUACAAGAUGUGGAAGUUUCUGAUGAAAUCCACCGGUAUUUCGGUUGAUCCUGAAACAUCAAUGAUUAUGAUGAUUCACAUCCUUCAAAUGAAUUUACCCAUGAUGCAGUUGGAAUCAAUAUUGGAAGAGGUGAACAACGUGGAAGACGUGGGAGUAGUUCACACUCUAGUGGCAGACGAGGGGGUAGUUUGCACAGAUCAGGUGGAAGCUCAGGAACUAAUUUUGGAAGUGGUUCACGAGGAAGUCGGCGAAAACAAUCAUUUGAGACAACAAUGCAAGAAACUAUUACUGGAUUUAAAGAUUUUCAACGACAAAGUCUACAACAACUUCUUCCUGGUGCGUUUGAUCAAGAUGAUUACGAUGAAUGGAAAAAGGCGGAAGCGUUAUUCCUUGAUCUACAAGUUACAAAACAUACUAAAUUUUAUUGGAAAUGUCUUAAUACACUCCAAGAGUUAAAAUUUUGGCGUAAGUAUUUUAUUGAUAUAGCUUCAAACACUGACGAGGACAAGCUACAAUUGCUUGAAGCUAUGACUGGUGUUUCACGAAACAACGAAGAUAUUCCAAAACAGUUGGGUUUGGGACUAUAAUUCUGGCGGUCAAAGCUCACCAGGUUUAUGGGGUCCUGGAUUUCAACAGUGGGGAACACCACCAAACGCACAACAUUGGGGCACACCGCCAAAUGCGCAACAAUGGGGCACACAGCCAAAUCCACAACAAUGGGGUGUACAGCCUGGUUUUCAACAGUGGGGAACACCACCAAAUGCGCAAAAAUGGGGAACACCGCCAACUGGACAGCAGUGGAGCGCACCGUCAACUGCACAACAAUGGGGCACACCACCAACUGCACCACAGUGGGGCACACCACCGAAUGCUCAACAAUGGGGCACACCACCGAAUGCUCAGCAAUGGAACACACCGCCGAAUGCUCAGCAAUGGGGCACACCACCGAAUGCUAAUCAAUGGGGAACACCACCGAAUGCUCAACAGUGGGGUACACAAUCAAAUGUUCAACAGUGGGAUACACCAACGAGUGCUCAACAGUGGGGCGUCAAAGACCUAAUCAUGGAAAUAACAAAUCAGCCGGAACGAAUCCAACUCAUGUUCAAUAUGGAUUUUCGUUGGACGAUCAUCAUGAAGUUUCAGAUAGCGCAACAAAAAGAACUUCGCCUGAUACCCAACAACCACAAUCACUCGGUCUUGGUUUCACAAGUCGUUUUGAUUCUGGAAAAAAUUCACGACAACCCAGAACAGGAGGUCUGUUCAACAUAUGGGGAAACACACAAGAUAAUCAAAGUGAUGACGAAGAUGAAGAUUAGUUUGCUAUAACAUUAAAUAUGUUUUGUAUGUUUAUGUUUUCUGUGUCAUGUCAUUGUAAAAUUUAAAUUGAAAUGUUGCUUAUGGUUUUA